AUGGAAUUAAUCCAACUUGCCAGUGACCACCAUUGUCAACUUUCUCCCUCUUUAAUUUCUCUCCCGCUUCAAUUAGCCUAUUUUGAGCAGAGUUUGACUCAGUAAAGCACAAGAAUUCUGCAGCUACAAAUCUGCAAGGAAUGAAGUUCUUUAUAUCUCUUUCAAAGUUCAAUGCCGCUGCUCUACUAUUCGUGUUCUUGCUGUCAUCUUUUUGCUUUUUCUCCACAGAUGCGUAUGAUGCACUUGAUCCGAAUGGGAACAUCACAAUAAAAUGGGAUGUCAUCAGCUGGACACCAGAUGGAUAUGUUGCUGUGGUGACUAUGUACAACUUCCAGCAAUAUAGGCAUAUUCAACCCCCAGGCUGGACUUUGAGAUGGACAUGGGCUAAGGAUGAGGUAAUAUGGAACAUGAUCGGAAGUCGGACUACAGAGCAAGGUAAUUGCUCAAAAUUCAAAGGAGAUAUUCCUCAUUGCUGCAAGAAAAAUCCAACAGUUGUUGACUUGCUGCCGGAAACUCCUCAUAAACAGCAGAUUGCAAAUUGCUGCAAGGGAGGAAUGCUCAACUCAUGGGGGCAAGAUCCUGCAACUGCUUUUACUUCAUUCCAACUCACUGUUGGUUCUGCCGGAACAAACAACAAAACAGUUAGAGUACCUAAGAACUUCACGUUACAAGCGCCAGGGCCUGGUUAUACUUGUGGACCUGCUAAAAUUGUUAAACCGACUAAAUUUAUCACUCCAGAUGGGAGAAGAGUGACACAGGCUAUGAUGACUUGGAAUGUCACAUGCACAUACUCACAGUUCCUGGCUGAGAAAAAUCCUAAAUGUUGCGUCUCCCUAUCGUCGUUCUACAAUGACACGAUUGUACCUUGCCCUACAUGUGCUUGUGGAUGCCAGAAUAAUAGUACUAAGCCGGGAACUUGUGUGAAUCCAGAAAUGCCGCACCUAUCUUCAAUUGUUUCGGACCAUGGAAAGAAAAACUUUACUCCUUUGGUCCAGUGCACAGAUCAUAUGUGCCCAGUUGGAAUUCAUUGGCAUGUGAAGCUCAACUACAAGGAUUAUUGGAGGGUUAAAAUCACUAUAACAAACUUCAAUUACCAUAUGAAUUAUACACAAUGGAACUUAAUUGCCCAACAUCCGAACCUUGAUAACAUCACUCAGCUUUUCAGCAUCAAUUACAAGUCAUUAACUCCUUAUGGAGUGAUAAAUGAUACUGCUAUGUUAUGGGGUGUUAAAUCCGACAAUGAUCUGCUCAUGCAACCUGGUCCAUUAGGAAAUGUCCAGUUCGAACUUCUACUCCGAAAAGAUACAUCAAAUUUCACUUUUGAUAAGGGGUGGGCUUUUCCUAAUAGAGUUUAUUUCAAUGGUGAUAACUGUGUCAUGCCACCUUCUGAUGCAUAUCCACAUUUGUCGAAUGAUGUUUCUGUCAUGCCACCUCCUGAUGCAGAUCCGCAUUUGCCAAAUGCUGUUUGCCAAUGGAAGAUCUCGUUGCUUAAGUUAUUAGUGACACUUCUGUCCUCUAUGGCAUUCUUCUUUGCAUAUAUAUAGAGAAGUAUAUCACUUUCCAAUUGGUCAAUGCCUAUCAAUAGAUUUCCUCUAGCUGUUGUAUUACAUGUUCUGCUCACCUGCUAAAACCAUUUGUUUUUUGUACA
Messenger RNA from Nicotiana tabacum (common tobacco), 1648 nucleotides. Its product is annotated as protein COBRA-like. Gene Ontology annotation, biological process: plant-type cell wall cellulose biosynthetic process; cellulose microfibril organization. The record is from RefSeq and is a predicted model, not a curated record. NCBI's taxonomy places the organism in Eukaryota, Viridiplantae, Streptophyta, Magnoliopsida, Solanales, Solanaceae. Gene Ontology annotation, cellular component: plasma membrane.